AUGGUUUUGUUUUAUACACUUCCCAAAAAAAACUUUUCCUUUCCAAUCGAAAUUGCAAUGAAAAAACAUAUAAUACCUCUUUCACUUCUUCCUAUGACGAGCGAACUGUUCGCGCGCAAACACUCUCUCACCGCGCACACAGAAAGAGACGCAGACACAUCGACAGUCGAUUUUCUUCUUCCACGUCCUCGCGGAUCCUCUCUGUGCGCGGAAGUUCCACAAUCCGCCUUCGUGUUCCAACAAGACAGUGCAGAAGAUAAAUCUUCAUGGGGACACCAAUCGGUUGGCUAUGGCGAGUUGGAGGUUGAGGACAAAACUGAAAAUGUCGUGGAGGAAACAAACACGUUUUUCAACAAGAUGGGGAUUCCAAAUGUUUCGACCACGGUCCCACAGACACUAAUGAUAAAAACUACUCAAAACAAAAUAUGCAGUGUGAAUCGUGAUCGGAACGUAGGGACCGUGGGAAUUCGUUCAAAAUACAAGAAUUCGUUGAAAGGUGUGGUCACUUGGAGCAGUCCAAAGCUAAUCUCUACAAUAUCAUGUCGAGUCAACGAAAAUCUUCCUAUGGUCCAUUACAAGGUUCGUGUCUUUACUCCGAACAGUCAAAUAAUCGAGAAGUUCUCCGUCCCAAGGAAAACCGAUCUACACAAGAGUUCAGGUAUCUUCACGGAGACACUCUAA
Molecule: messenger RNA, 681 nt
Organism: Caenorhabditis briggsae
Lineage: Eukaryota; Metazoa; Nematoda; Chromadorea; Rhabditida; Rhabditidae
Exons: 6
Coding region: 1-681 (226 amino acids)
Source: RefSeq, a predicted model, not a curated record